GGCUUCCGUAGUCUCCAGCUCCCUCCUCCCUGACUGCAGCCUGAGGAGAGGAAUCAAUCAGCGCUCAGGCAGCGGCGGCUGGACACAGGCACCGAGCAGCAGGAGGUUGCCUGUGAGAAGGAUCUGACAGCGAUUCCCUCCACCCUGCCCAUCCUCCUCCUGGUAACAAAAGCCAGCAAUAUGGGGAGUCACACUGGCAUCAGCAGCACAUGCUGACGGGCACAGCGGCCCUGUGCCUGAACCGUCUGCACGAUGUGACAAUGCAGUGGGACUGAUUGUCUGGUGCCUGGAAGGAAAGUGCACGUUAUAUUUUUUAACUUAUUUUUAGACCCAAAAUUAUGGCUACAGUAGAAGCUGGAAGCACCAUUACCAGUCGCCUGAAAAAUCUGCUCCGCUCACCUUCCAUAAAGCUGAGGAGACACAAGCCUGGGGCCAGGAAGGAAGAUAUUGGUAGCAAGGUGACGUUGGAGAAGGUCCUGGGUAUCACGGUGUCGGCUGGAAGAAGUCUCUCCUGUGAUCCAAAAACCGGCCUUGUUGCGUAUCCAGCUGGGUGCGUUGUAGUGAUGUUAAAUCCCAGAAAGAACAAGCAGCUCAUUAUCCUUUUUUCUUUCAGAAAAACUAUCACUGCUCUUGCAUUUUCUCCAGAUGGAAAGUUCUUGGUUACAGGAGAGAGUGGGCACAUGCCUGCAGUGCGGGUAUGGGAUGUGGCUGAACGAACACAAGUAGCAGAACUUCAAGAACACAAGUAUGGCGUCGCCUGUGUCGCUUUCUCCCCAAGCUCCAAAUACAUUGUGUCUGUUGGAUACCAGCAUGAUAUGAUCGUCAACGUGUGGUCGUGGAAGAAAAAUGUUGUUGUAGCAGCAAACAAAGUAUCUAGUAAAGUGACGGCGGUCUCCUUCUCGGAAGACAGCAGCUACUUUGUAACUGCUGGAAACAGACACGUCAAAUUCUGGUACUUGGAUGAAGCAAAGUCCUCAAAGGUGAAUUCUACGAUUCCUCUUUUGGGGCGCUCAGGCCUAUUGGGUGAACUCAGGAAUAAUUUCUUCACUGACGUUGCAUGUGGUAAAGGAAAGAAGGCGAGCAGUACCUUCUGCAUCACAUCCUCUGGGCUGCUGUGUGAAUUCAACGACCGAAGACUUCUGGACAAAUGGGUAGAGCUCAGGACCACCAUGGCAAAGCUGCAUCAUGUGACCAGGAGUAUAUUUUCUGCGGGUUGUGCCGACGGCACUGUACGCAUCUGUAACCCAAACAACUUGCACUUUCUUAGCACCUGCCCAAAGCCACAUCGCCUUGGAGUAGACAUUGCCACAGUCACUGAGGCUAGCCGCCUGUUCUCCAAUGCUGCAGAUGCCAAGUACCCAGAUACUGUCGGCAUGACCUUUGACUCCACCAACCAAUGGCUGUCCUGUGUGUACAACGACCACAGUCUUUAUGUAUGGGACAUUAAAGAUUUGAAGAAAGUUGGAAAAGUCUACUCUGCUCUGUAUCACUCUUCCUGUGUAUGGAGCGCAGAGGUUUACCCUGAAAUGAAAGACAGCAACCAGGCCUGCCUGCCCCCAAACUCUUUCAUCACCUGCUCUUCCGACAACACCAUCCGACUGUGGAACAUGGAGACCUCAAACAUCCACGGCACUGCUUUACAUCGGAAUAUCCUCAGCAAUGACCUGAUGAAAAUCAUCCUGAUUGAUGAUAACACGCAGGCGCUGCUGGACACAGACUGUAACUGCACUGGAUUGGCGGAUAAAGUAGAUGUUCAGACAUUAGAUGCCAAGGUUGGGAUUCGCUCAGUGUGUGUGAGUCCUAAUGGGCAACACUUGGCCUCAGGAGACAGAACCGGGACACUCAGGGUGCAUGAGCUGCAGUCUCUGAGAGAGCUUUUAAAAGUAGAAGCCCAUGAUUCAGAAAUCCUUUGUUUGGAAUAUUCUAAGCCAGAAACAGGAAUGAAUCUUUUGGCCUCUGCUAGCCGUGACCGGCUGAUCCAUGUACUGGAUGCAUCGAAAAACUACAGCCUUCAGCAAACAUUAGAUGACCACUCUUCAUCUAUCACUGCGGUAAAAUUUGCUGCUAAUGAUGGCAAGAUGCGAAUGAUCAGCUGUGGAGCAGAUAAAAGCAUUUACUUCCGCACUGCUGAGCAGACUGGGGAAGGGUCUGUCCAUUUUACCCGCACACACCAUAUUGUACGUAAAACUACCUUAUAUGACAUGGAUGUGGAUCCCAGCCUGAAAUAUGCAGCCAUUGGUUGCCAGGAUCGAAAUAUCAGGAUAUUUAACAUCAGCAGCGGGAAGCAGAAAAAGCUGUACAAGGGAUCGCAGAGUGAAGAUGGGACUCUCAUUAAAGUCCAGACUGACCCAUCUGGCCUCUAUAUUGCAACAAGCUGCUCCGACAAAAACCUGUCGAUCUUUGAUUUCUACACUGGGGAGUGCGUGGCCACCAUGUUUGGACAUUCAGAGAUUGUGACCGGAAUGAAGUUUACCAACGACUGCAAGCAUCUAAUAUCUAUGUCUGGAGACAGCUGUAUUUUCAUCUGGCGUCUCAGCUCAGAGAUGACAAUCAACAUGCGCCAAAGGCUUGCUGAAAUGAGACAACGUGGGAAAGCAAAGGAAAAAUGUACACCACACAAGACUGCAAAUACCAGGCGGGAGACCAUUGCUGUGAUGUGCCCGGUUCCUGCGCUUUCAUCUGAUAGUGACAAAGAAGGGGUUGAUGAAGGCAGUGAUGAAGAUAUGACUGGUUCUGACAAGAACAAUGAUCUUGCCAAUUCUUUUGGAAGAAGUGCAUCUUUCUGGGAGAUGAAAAGGGAUAAAGGAUCGUCCCUUACCCAGCGCUCAGACUCCCUUGGUAAGACACCCAGGCAGCGUGUCCGCUGGUCUCAGCCUACUGGAAACAUUGAGCUCACUGUGAAGUCCAUGCUUGACCUCCGCCAACUAGAGUCCUUCUCUCCAUGUGAUGACCUUCUCGGGCACCAGGAGGAUCAAGGAGUAAAGUUUGUGGAAUCAAAUGUGCAAGCUGACCUGGAUCCAUUUAUUCCCAUUGGCAACCAUGCUCGUCCCAGGGUUAUUCGGCUUAUGUCAUGUGAGGAAGGAGUGUUUAAACAGGAGUUGGAUACACCGGAUGGCAAGGAGUGCGUCAUCUACCCGGAGAUUGGAGAGGAGCAAACACUAGACCCAUCCAGUGAGUUUGAGGUGCAAGGCUUGCCUCAUGGAGGCUACCCUGAUGACAUUCAGGAGAAGCAUAGCCCGGAUAGUGCCUGCUCGGUGGAUUACAGCAGCAGCCGUCUGUCUAGUCCGGAGCAUCCCAAUGAAGAUUCUGAAAGUACGGAGCCCCUAAGUGUAGAUGGGAACUCGUCAGAUCUAGAGGAGCAAGCAGAGGUUGAGGAGCUGGACCCCCCUUGCCUGGUUCUAGAUGGUGAUAUCCCACAGACACCUGAUCACGAAAUGUUCCUUAAACAGCACUUUGGAAAUCUUUCAGCAAACAAUGGCCCAGAUGGACCAGUUCUGAUCUCAGAGAGGAGUGAAUGUGCCAGCAUUUCAUCAAGGUUUCUUGCAAUGGCACAGGUCCCAGUACUCAGGUUAGUCCAUUCUGGGCCCAGCACUUGCCAUUUGUCUGAUCAAGAGGUCAGUCCAGACUGUAAUCAAAGUCCAUUUGAGUAUCCCACAGUGAAUGGCAUCAAUGCUCGGGUGCAAGAUAUUUCCAGCCCGCUCAAACCAACCUACCAGAGAAGAGGAAGCAGCCAGCAGAUAUAUUUAGAUUACGGUCAAUUACCUCUUACUAUUAGAAGAGCCACAAUAAAAAUAUUUGAUGGCUCAAGAAAUGCCAUUACUGAUUUACUUUCUAUGGAAUCUGUUGCAGUCAAAAUGCGUCCACAGACCCAAACUGCUGCAGAAAAAGAGCAGAAGGCCAUACGCCGACGUACGCUGCCGGAGACACUAAUGAAAACAGAAUGCCAGUCUUCACCAUUCCAGUCCAAGGGUAAACAGCUGAAGGGUAGAUCCUAUAUGAACCCAACAACUAGCUCCAUCGCCAAGAUCUCCCGGAGUGUAUCUGUCGGAGACAACUUGAACAUUGGGGAGGCACAAGAGACGUCCAUUGGUUCUGAGGGGAAAAACAUUUCUGAGACGGAAGUAGUGCUGUUCAUGUGGAAAGGAGAAGAACCAAUCCCAUUGAAGGACAAUAUAAUAGUCAAACCUAUCCUGCAAACCAGUACAAAUGGCUGUUCACCAAAGACCUUUCAGACAAAGAACCGAGCACAUUUGACUCUUGACAUUGCAAAACCUUUACCAGACCGGCCUUUGCUUUCAUUAGUAGAAGUAGGAGCUCAAUUGAAAGGAAUCACAAGGUCGCCAAGAUCCCCUGGCUGUAGCUGGAAACCUAGAUCAUUGUUUACAGACUUAACCUGCAAGAAUGACAAUCAAUCUUCAGGGGUAUGUGAGAAAGGGUCAGACAGAGGCCAGUCCUAGGAAGGACAUCCUGGAAGAAACAGUUGCAACAAGCCUGAUAUACAUGAACCCAUAGACAAAGUGGACUUGAGUCCAGAAGGAUUUAGGCCUAUUCAUAGAGGGAGAGCUUCUACUAUUGGCCACACUCCCGAUCAUCAUCGACUGUGUCCUGUUGAAACCAUUAGACCUAGAUCUCCCUCAGUUGGUGCAGCAUCUACUCUAGACUCAGCACAAGCGGUCAGCUUUGAACAGUGUGAAAUGAUUGCCUCUGAGCUGCAGGACAGCCUGCGUCGGGCAUUGAGCCUUUAUCGAUCAGUGACCACCCCCGGCCCAGCAGCUCACUUGGACCAUGGUAAAAUAGCAGGCCUCCUGAGUGCAACAUUUGGCAUGGUAAAGCGGGAGCUGGAUUCUCUAAAAAUCCAAGAGGCCGAGGCUGCAGUGAAUGAAGAUUUGUCUCCACAGCACGAGGACUGCAAGGAAAAACUUGAGCCUUCAGUUUCACAGGGGUCUGAGCAACUGGGUGACGAUAAGACGCUCGCCCUCCUGCAGCAAUACUCUGAACUUUUACUUCAAGCAGUGGAGAAGAGGAUGGAUAAUAAAACUGUAAUCCUUACAAGAGAAAUGUGGAAUACAUCAUCGUUCACACAAGGGGGUAGCGCUUAAAAAAAUAAAAUACUGCGAUCCAAAAAUCAACAAAAUGCAACUAAAUGGUUAUAUAAACCAGCAACUGCAGACAUGGUUCUGAGUUACUAUAGACCAGCAGCACUUCACUUUUUGGUUUGGCCCAGGGCUAGAGUUCGGUUUUAUGAUUCAACCUAUGACCCUAUACAGGUCACCUACGUUGUGGAUAUGGCCGCUGAGCUGAAUGAACACUCUCAUGGCUGCCUUGGCUAUAAGUAGGUUACCUGUACACUUCAUCAAAGCCUUGAAUAAGUAUUAUAUCUGUGCAUUAUAUAUAUAUAUUUUAAAUUAUUGAUUUUUAGCUUUAAAUAUUUCUGUGUUUUAUUACGUUCUGACGUUCCCCCCUCCCUUAAAAACUGUUCUUUUAAUCGGGUUCCAUAGCAAGUUUCUAAGGGCUGGUUUCCGGGUGUGGUGAAAUAGCCCACCUCAGUUCUAGUCUACGGACUAUUACCGUUAGACCAGUUACAAUUGUAUGUGUGGUUCAGGACAUGCGGCUCGUGUGGUGGCCACAUCUCCUGAGCAGACUGCGACUGGGCUGACCUGAACUCGCUGCAUCAUAGUGAUGUAUGGUGCUGUGCGUUCCGGCCCAUGUCACUGUAGGAGUCGGGUAGAAACUCGCAGCAUCAUGGAUCACGAUGAUGCAGGGAGUUUCGGCCAGCCGAGCCACGGUUGCAAAUGCGUGUGUUAAACUGUCCUCACGUGUGUAUGUAUGCCUUAGCCAUGUCCUGUUACAUCUCACCCGUUAGAAUAGCGUUUGUACUACCAGCAGGCAGAGGCAUAUGGGUAGUGUAGUCCUAUCGGCCGGACCUCGCAAUAUUGCAAUAAACAAUCCCAUUGGUGAAAGCGGAUGUAUCCGAUCUUGCAGCCAUUUUGUGUAUAUAUGAUUGCGGCCUAUACAAGCUGAUGCCGCUUAAAGCCUUAUCUAUAUUAACAUUAGAAGAUCUUGAGCAUUCAGUCAUCUUGCUCAUAAUAGGGUUGCUAUUCUUAUGUGCUGCUGAUAAAUCUUCUUUCAGUGUGGACAUUUUACACGCCCUGUAUCUAGGGAGCAUCUGGCAAGUAUGGUUUACAAGUUCAGUGAUCUGGUUCCUUCAUGUUUUUAUUGUUAAUUGCAUUUUUUUUUUUUUUUUUUGCUACUAGAAUUCAGUGUAUGAACCCAACCUAACAGGGGCCGCUGCAGGUAAACAACGAAGAGCGCUACCUCCUCUUCAGUCAGCUGAUCAGUGGGGGUGUCGGACCCCCGCCGAUCUGAUAUUCAUGACCUAUCCUGAGGACAGGUCAUCAGUAUUAUAAAUGCGGACAACUCCUUUUAAGGUGGCUAUAAUAUCACAUACGGCAGGGGAUCUGACCUGUGUAGCUUCCACCAAUUGCUAACGCAGAGUGUAGGCAAAGCUAGAAAAGCAGUGUGGCGCCCUACUCCUAGUGUCAGCUCAGCUGUGUGUAGAAAGCUGAAUAGUGUGACCCAACGGAGUCCAUGCCAAUCAUGCAAAGAUGAAGUGGCACGGCAUGCCUCUACUGCCUCUGUUGUCUCGUACCAGCGACUGGUGGUGGGUGCAGUAGUCGGGCAUAUUUCAGUCCACUAGUAUAUAUCCUGAGAAACCCCCCUAUUCAAUGAGCCUAUAGAUCAGGAGGUAUCAAUAGGCAUCAAUACCAAACCAUCUAAGAAUUUAGCCAGCAGCACAUUUCUCGCUCCCUGAAUGCCAUACACUGUCUGCACCAUUUCAUAUAUGCAAAAGUUUUCGCCUCUGCAGUUGUACUUCUACCCAAAUCCUAGCAUCUGUGAGGACAUUGGUUGUAAACUGAAAUUUGCUUUCUUUUUCUCUUUAUUUAAUACAAACGUCACUAACAGUGCAGGGACCUUCUGUGCAUUUACCCAUGUAGGUUUUUUUUAAUAGUUGAUUGCUGUAAGUUGUAGAUGGUAUUUGUAAGUGUUCUAAUAUAAAGCAUGUGUGGUUCUGGACAUAGAAUGGACGGGCUUCUGCAGUUGGGCUAUAUAACAGGUGUGAUGGCGCGGUAGAGCUGUAUUAACGUAAUGUGCCGGUCUGCAGGUGACCGAUCGAGGCUGGUCCUCUGAGAGCAGAACGUUAAAAAUGUUCUAUUUUUUAUUUUCAUAAGUUGUUUUGCAAGUUGGUUGAUGAUACAAAUAUAUUUGCUGUAUUCGCUGUGGGCUGCUGAGCUCCACUGCCAUGUACUGGAAUAAUAGAAAUAUCUGCCAGUCCUGGGGUUUGUGUUGUGGGUUUUUUAUAGAUGGUUCUAGAUUUUGUAGAACAAUCUUUUCUUGAUAUAUUUCAGUUACUACUGAUGUCCUCAUAGGUGUUUUUAUAGGAUUUUUAUCUAUGCAUUUAAACUUCCUCACCACAACCAAUCUUUAGUUUUUAGGACCCUCAAAUCUAUAUCCACUGUUCAUCUGUCCUGAUGUUCAGAUCUGUACAAUAAUGGCUAUGAACCAACCCCCACAGAAGGCGUUGUGAAACGAAUCUACACUUACCUGAUUUCCCUCAUUCCCCCCCACCCCCAAAAUUUCUACUUAAAACUAGUUUACAAUGCCCUGAUUUUAUCAGGAAACUGAGCCAUUUUGUAAAUAGUAACCCGGCCACCCCCUCAUGCUUCAGACUUCUAGGCUGGGUCACAUCCGUGGUACGUAGGCAGUGUUCUGUAUUAUAAGACAUGUUUCACAAAGACAUCUCAGAAUGUACCCUCAGAAGAGGCCUGGAACGUGGACCCCACCAGCAGCCUUUCUUCUGAGCCUUUCAUGUUGAAAAACUAUGACUAGGCUCAGACAGGAGUCAAGUGUGUUACAGUCCUUUACUUGGGUGUGGGACCCUGCACCCAUGACAUUGUCUGGCAUAUCUUUGUGAUGCGUAGAAAUAUGGACUAUGAACAUGCGGCAACUGUCUUGGAAGAACCUACAAGUAGAUUAACAAUCCCUAUAUCGGUGAUCUGUCUGAGUGGAAUAAGUCAGUAGAUGGAAACUGGAUUCUUAAUGCUUAUGGAUUCCAUCUAUGGAGUUUGGCCAUCGCUAAUACCCAUGUAUUACUGUUGUAAAUAGUGUAAUAUAAACCUGUAAUAAAAGAGAAACAAAAAGGUCUAAAGGUUCUUGAUAUAAAGUUUUUCGGAGCAUGGUAAUGAGAUGCAUGUAACGUCUUAUAGAGAAUGCUUAAGUCAUGAGCGAGCUGCACGCAUGUCCUCCUCUGCAAGCAUACAAAGCACUCGUGCCCCUGAGCUAAUGGGAAGUUAUAAUACCCUCAGCUAGCAGAGCGUGCUGGUGGUAGUAGUUCAUCCGCCACUGGAGAAACAGUCAGCAUUCAGCAUCAAGUUAUAUCCAUUUGCCCCACUGUUCACUACAGCAGCUACUGGUUCUGGCACAGCAAACAUGACGCUCCAGUACAUUUUUAUACUUAAUAUAUGGGAGGAGAGUACAAUUUUAAAUUGUACCUUUUUUUUAAAUCAAUUGGAGCAAUUGUUACGUUUGGUUGCACUAUGACUUGCCUCUUUCUCCUAUUAUGAGAAGAAGGGCAGUUUUUUUUAACUAUUACUUUGUAUUCAUGUCUUAAACCCAAUAAAAGUGUGA
Molecule: messenger RNA, 8685 nt
Organism: Bufo bufo (common toad)
Lineage: Eukaryota; Metazoa; Chordata; Amphibia; Anura; Bufonidae
Gene: MAPKBP1
Product: mitogen-activated protein kinase binding protein 1
Molecular function (GO): protein binding
Source: RefSeq, a predicted model, not a curated record